GUGUGUCGCUCUGCAAGACCCUUCGGUUGCUCUACCACAACUACUUCUACCUCAGCAUCUUCUUCGUUUCCUGCGUUAGCGUGGACCGCUAUCUCGCCAUCGUCCACCCGCUGCGCUCUGUGGUGUUACUCGGCCGCCGGCAGACCUGCUUCCUCUGUGCCAUUAUCUGGGCGAUUUCCAUGGUGAUAAGUGUCCCUGUAGCUCACAUGACUUUGCUACAACAUUGCCCCGGAGACAAUAAUCGUACCGUGUGUACCCUGUAUAUGUUAUUGGACGACACUGAGGAGAGCUUACCCUACUCAAUCUGCUGUACCACCAUCGGCUUCCUCUUACCUCUAAACUCCAUCUGUUACUGUUGCCUCCGCAGCAUCAGGGAGCUCCGCCUCCGCAGCCGCCGGCCAACGGUACACCUCCACCGGAACAAGAGGGGACGUCUCCGUCUGACCCGCGUGUUGACUGCCGUGCUGACCCUCUUUGCCCUGUUCUACCUGCCCUACCACCUGAGCAGGAACGCGGCCAUCGUGAUGCAUGCCAUGUACCUGGGCAGGCCGGCGGUCUGGCAGCCCUUAGAUCUGGUAUUCUGCCUGGAGAUCUGUCUAUGUAGCCUGAAUACCUGUGUCAACCCGCUGUUUACUUGCUUUGUGGGACGGCAGUUUAGAAAGGGCUUCAGGAUACCUUUGGGUUCGCUGGGCUGCAGCUUUGGAAGAGUCAACGACAGCAAUCAGCGGUGA
This is a messenger RNA of Oncorhynchus masou masou (cherry salmon), 731 nucleotides long. Its product is annotated as succinate receptor 1-like. Gene Ontology annotation, cellular component: plasma membrane. The transcript has 2 exons. The record is from RefSeq and is a predicted model, not a curated record. Gene Ontology annotation, biological process: G protein-coupled receptor signaling pathway. Gene Ontology annotation, molecular function: G protein-coupled receptor activity. NCBI's taxonomy places the organism in Eukaryota, Metazoa, Chordata, Actinopteri, Salmoniformes, Salmonidae. The annotation marks the transcript as partial.